Messenger RNA from Cavenderia fasciculata, 876 nucleotides. It is a transcript of the gene med30, whose product is annotated as putative mediator complex subunit 30. The transcript has 2 exons. The record is from RefSeq and is a predicted model, not a curated record. Bases 1 to 876 code for a protein of 291 amino acids. NCBI's taxonomy places the organism in Eukaryota, Evosea, Eumycetozoa, Acytosteliales, Cavenderiaceae.
AUGUCAUCUUCAAAUGAUGUAGUAGUAGCAGGAGGAGGAGGAGAAGAAGAAGAACAACAAGUUUGGUUAUUAUCAGAAAAAGGAGAUCAAAUAUUGGAUUCACUAUUACUCAAUAUACAUCAAUUCACAAAACAAGUACUAUCAAUGCAUUGGGAUCCUGUUCAAUUACAUACUGUCUUACCAACUAAAACAGUUGAUACCUAUUCAUCUGGUUUCUCUGAACAUAUCUAUGGUUCUGAUACUCCUUUACCUCUUAAAUAUCAACCAAAAAGAAAUGAUCAACAACUACAACAACAAGCUGAUACAAAUCAACAACAAUCACAACAACCAACAGAUAUAUAUACCAACAUGUUUAAUCAUUUCAAUUUAAAUGAUCCAAAUGAACAUUUGGACAGAGCUGUAUUUGAAAAGGAUACAUCAAAGACAAAAGAAGUUGGAGAACAAUGUUUGGAACAACUACGAAAGUUAACCACCGUCGUAAACGGUAUUGUAAAUUUAGAACUAUCAUCACUAUCAAAGAAAAAUAUUCGUAAACAACAACUACAACAACAACAAAAGGAAACUGAAAUCAAAGACAUUGAACAACAACAAAAAAUAGAAGAUAUAGAAAUGCAAAGUACAUCAACUACUACGACGACGACGGCAAUAGCUGAAACUACCACCACCACCACUACUACAAUGACCAAUCUUGGUGAUCAUGAAUCAAAGGUAAUUCAAGGCAUCAUCGAUGAAUCAAAACAAAAAAGAAAAGAAUUAUCAGAUUUAAAGCAUGAGGCACACAAAAGAGAUUUAAUAAUUAAAAAGUUAAUUGAUCAAAUGAGACUUUUACAAUUAAGCAUAAAUACAAUGAACAAGGUAUCUAUACCUUCAGAUUAA